UCUGUUAUUUUUGUUUGCCAUCAGUGAAGCAUGACUACAGGCCUUUUUUGCUUUGCUUCUUCAUUUCCGCGUCAAAAAUGGGCAAUUGUUGGUUUGUCGCGCUGUGGCUACUUUUCUGGCUACCAAUUAACGCUUUCGCCACAGUUGGCAACGCUCUUGGCUACGUUUUGGUAUUUUUUGGCUACUUUUUCCCCCAAGAACCUGGCAACCCGGAGCAGCGGGCUGGCAAGGCUGGUAGCAUGGCUGGUAGCGGGAGGGAAGCGCAAAUGUGUAGCGUUGGGUUUUACGUAGCUUUUAUAGCUUCAGUACAUAUUCGAAGGCGUUAAUUGCAGAACGCUUAUUGGUUCUGUGACAGCUUACGAGUGCGCUUUCACUUCGUCCAGAGAAAUGGGCGUGAAACUACUUACCGCACCUUGAUUCGGGAUAAUGUAACCAUUGUAUUUCGAGGCUAUUCCCACUUCUCUCUUCUGAGCUGUGCUUGGCUGAAGUUACCAGCCGCGGUGUCUCUACUUUUCUUUGUUCGUGAGGACAUAGCAUCAAAGAAGAAGAGGAGGAAAUCGUGUAGAAAUGGCAACACAAUCAAAGGAUUCUGAACAGUUUGUACAACACCCAGCGUUGCUGGCUCGUAAUGCUGGCGAACUUAAAGAAAGAGCCUCCAGCUCUUCACCAACCACCUUGGUUUUGUUGCUUGUGGUGCCGAUAGUGCUAGUGUUCUUCGCAGACUUUGCCUUUGCUGUUGCCAUGAAAUCAUCAGAGGCCCAAGCUGGACAAAGAGCAGCUGUAAAGACCACUGACACCAGCUCAAAUGGAGAGAGUGCUUCUGGUGGUUCCGGUCCUGAUGCUACAGUAAAGGACAAGAGAAAGACCCCGAUGAACCAAAAAUCAACGGCAAAAGGUCUUACUGCUCAGAAAAAGCAUGAUUUACUGUCAAGGAAGUUUGCCACAAGAAGGAAGACAUGGAGUACAGGCGGCACCAAGGCACCGGCUGAGAGCGCCGACCUUAGUGUCUCUGCGCUGCGACAUUGGUGGGUGCUACAGAGCCCCCCGUCCAGCCGUAACGGCAAAACGUAUGCAUCAAACAGGUCAAAGCAGAAAGUCAAACAAAAGCUGUGCAUCAAGUGGCCAUCAGCAAAGAAGCACUUUUAACCCCAGAACAACCGAAGUGAUGCACAUGGAACCUUGACUGGGACAGGAGACAGCGAUGAGCGAGCCAGAGGAAACCAUACCGGAAGUGUAGUUUUCCACUCAACACUUGCAUAAAAGUUUACUGAAAUUGA
This is a messenger RNA of Dermacentor andersoni, 1277 nucleotides long. RefSeq lists its product as uncharacterized. The record is from RefSeq and is a predicted model, not a curated record. NCBI's taxonomy places the organism in Eukaryota, Metazoa, Arthropoda, Arachnida, Ixodida, Ixodidae.